Messenger RNA from Notodromas monacha, 2178 nucleotides. Lineage: Eukaryota; Metazoa; Arthropoda; Ostracoda; Podocopida; Cyprididae. The record is from the annotation of a GenBank genome assembly.
AUGCAGUAUUCCAGCGUGUUUGCGAUCUUUAUCAGGGGCUACUACGCGCGUCUCUUAUCUUCCUUAUUGGAAGCCUUCGCACCAGGAGUUCAAACCCAAGAGAGUCUUGGAACGUGGGUGACGCAGAUUACAAGUCCAGUUUUCACCAGACAGUUGAGCACAGUUGCCAGCUGUUUGAGGAAUUAUCAAUAUCCAGUAUUUUCCACGUGUGCUGAUGCUCUCACGUCCGGAUCCCAACGGUGGUCGAAUGGAUACAAAUGCGUGGUGAGUAAAAACAAUGAAAUCAUUGCAGCCCAGCAGUCCACAACAAAGUCGACAGUGGCAACCACCACCACCACCAAGGCAACCAGUCCAGCAACAAAUCCUCAGACUUCCACCCCCAUGACUGUGAGCACAACCAAGACAGCUGUUACAAGUACAGCCAGCACAAGUCCCAGUUCCACAACAAAAACCAAUGCUGUGACUUCCUCAUCAAGCACUGCUAGUUCUACCACCACUACUACUACUACAAGCAAAGCAGCAGCAACAACUGCUACAUCACACCAGCAAACUGUCAACAACAAACCCAUCAUCAUCAUCAUCAUCACCCUUCACUACAAGUCUAUCAACUGGGACAUCUAUCACAACAAGCAAGCCAGUAACAACAGAACUAACACAGACCACCACAAUAAUAACAACCACAUCUACCCUAACUUCCCCAACACCAACAACUACUACUAUUACUAUUUCAACACCUACAAGUACCACUUCAACUACAACCAAGCUCACAACUACCAGUUCUAUCACAACCACAGCAUCAACAACAACAACAACAAAUUCACAAACAUCCCAAACUACACCAUCAUCAUCAUCAUCAACAAGCUCAACUUCAAGCAGCAAAACAACUACUGUCCCACUGGAGGCAAUUCAUCCCCUGGCAAGACCUUUUAUUGUUUUUGGGAAAAUCAAACACUGAGUGAAGUCAAGACAGUGGCUUGUCUAGUUUCACCAAAGAAAACAGAGUGCAAAUCCUGUAUUCAGAGUCUUGGAAAGUGGGUGAGGCAGAUCACAAGUCCAGUUUUCACCAGACAGUUGAGCACAGUUGCAAGCUGUUUAGGGUAUUAUCAAUAUGGAAUAUUUUCCACAUGUGCUGCUGCUCUCAUGAGUCUUGGAAAGUGGGUGACGCAGAUCACAAGUCCAGUUUUCACCAGACAGUUGAGCACAGUUGCCAGCUGUUUAAGAAAUUAUCAAUAUGGAGUAUUUCGCAUAUGUGCUACUGCUCUCACGUCUGGAUCCCAAAGGUGGUCAAAUGGAUACAAAUGCAUGGUGAGCAAAAACAAUGAAAUCAUUGCAGCCCAGCAGUCCACAACAAAGUCAACAGUGGCAACCAGUCCAGCAACAAAUCCUCAGACUUUCACCCCUACAACUGAAGAAAUCCCCAGAAGUUCGCUGAUUCUCGAGACAAUAAAUUCGGUCUUCCCUGAUGACGAGGAGGAAACCUUCAUUGGUUUCCUCUCUUGUUUUCUCCUCAACAAGCAGUGUGUCCCAGGUAAACCCAAAAUGACCCCGUUCUCCAUCUCUUUCUUCCCAAGGCGGCAAAAAUUCAGGAAUGAAGACAGCCUCACAAAGGGGAAGUCGAGAACCAGGGCCGCCCACCCACCACCUCCACUUCCACCUCAACCACCACCACCACCACCACCACCACCACCAGGACCAGGACGGAUGAUGCUCAUGGGCACAAAAUUUCAGCAAAAAUAUCCCAACUCUGUCACACAAGGGUUAAAGAAUCAAGUGCCCAUCAGAGUGCCAAAGGGCUACCAGAGUGGUUGCUGUUUGCUGCCCCAGCAUCACCACACCAGGGCCACCAUGGAGCCACCCCCAAGGGGGCAGCCAUCGCGGUGUCCUCUCUGGGGCGAGUUGCCCACCCGAGACCUGAUGGCAUACAGAGCAGAGCCGCGGGCCGCAUUGCUCAUCAAUGCGCCAUUCCGACGCCCCUUGGCUGAUUAUAUGGCGAAGAGGCUUGGCAGCACACAGCACCGCGGGCGCCGCCAUAGCCGGAGUUAUAUAGCUCCAAAAACCAUUUUUGCUGUGACAACUGGGAAGACAUUUGAAGGAAAGCAGAGCGUUGAAUACCCACACACAGAUCUGGGUCGCUGCGAUCAUCAGCCACCAGAGCUGCAGCCGUCCAUCGUCCUGUAG